This is a messenger RNA of Salarias fasciatus (jewelled blenny), 9258 nucleotides long. RefSeq names its product telomerase protein component 1-like. NCBI's taxonomy places the organism in Eukaryota, Metazoa, Chordata, Actinopteri, Blenniiformes, Blenniidae. Gene Ontology annotation, biological process: telomere maintenance via recombination. The coding region runs from base 132 to 8480 and encodes 2782 amino acids. The transcript is spliced from 56 exons. Gene Ontology annotation, molecular function: telomerase RNA binding; protein binding; telomerase activity. The record is from RefSeq and is a predicted model, not a curated record. Gene Ontology annotation, cellular component: telomerase holoenzyme complex.
GUCGUUUACAGGAAGUGAGCGAGGUGGGAUAUUUUCGUCGCUGUUUCACGAAGAGAUACGGCAAAAACUCUGCGGCGCACUGAACGACCCAGUCCCCUCUCCGCCUGAGGGGAACUUCGGGGAUUUCCGAGAUGAAGGCGUUGACUGUGCAGCAGCCAGACGUUGCUCCUGGACAGCAACCGCAGCAGACAUCAUGUGGGAGAAGCUUGACUUCUAACUAUUCUCCUCCAAAUCUUGAGAAUAAGUACUUAGCCCAGGCCUCAGUGAUGAAGCCCGAGUCUUUCUCCCCACUCAUCAAUGUGGCUCUACAGCCCACUGCUUGCCCCUCUCUUCAGCCCUCUGCUCUGUCUUCAACCUCAUCCUCUCUUCUUUCCACCUCUGCAUUGGCAUCCUCCCUCUCCUCACCCCUCCUCAGUACCCAGAACAAGUUCUUAACCACACAUUCCCUUCGUCCCUCUUUCUCCUUGACCUCCUCCAUCACCACCGACACUCUGCUCACCACCACAAUGACCAGUGGUGCUUUGAUCAGUCGCUUUGCGCAGCCUGUUUCAUUUCUCCCUCAAGUUCUGGGCAAAGAAAGGAAAGAUGCUGAUGGAGAAGAAGAAAGAGAGGAAACACCUGAUGUGAUGGAGUCGUCUUUUGAAGAAACAAGUGAGCAGAGUUUAGAGACACAUGAUGUGUUGUCUCAAGAAGAGACGAUGGUGGAGGAGACUGAUGCUCCAGGAGCUGAGAAGUUACAGGCCUCUGACACUCCGUUAGAGGAUGAGGACUACGAGGACAUUGAGAUGGACCUAGAAGAUGAAUUUCCAGAGCUUGAUGGAGGAAAUAAAAGUGCUGAAGAGGAGCUUCAGAACCAAAAAUAUCUCCUGCUGAAUGCUGUGAGUUCCUCUCUGGUUAUGAGCACCGUGCCUCCUGGCCAGAAGACCUGGAAAUCAAAGAAAAAUGUUUGGCGUAAGAUCCUAAAGCUCGUAAAGGACAUUUCUUCCAAAGACCCAGAGUUCAUUCUGAAGGUGGCGCUGUACACUCGACAGAGGUUAAACAUUCGCAUCACUGCAAACUUCCUAUUGGCUCUGGCUGCCAGUCUCGACGAAACCAAGUCGCAUGUUCGCAGAUAUUUCUGUGCUGCCGUACAGCUGCCCUCUGACUGGCUGGAAGUGGUCAGAAUCUACACAGCGUGCUUCAAGCGCUCCCUGCCGUCGUGCCUGAAGAAGGCAAUGGUGGACAAGUUCAAGCAAUUCAGCGAGUAUCAGCUGGCUAAAUACAAUACACGCAAACAUCGCUGUAAACACAACCGGAACAAGCUCAAAGGAAAGAAACCAAGUUCCCAACAGCUGAAACUGUGGGCGAACAAGCUCGGAUCAGAUGAAACCAUUCUGACAAAAUUUUUGCAGCUCGAGCAAAAUACAGGCAAAGUGGAAAAAAAGCAGAGCGAGUUCAGUCUGAAGAAGCUGAUCAAGAGGCUUCACAUCAAAGAACCGGCUGAAUACGUUAUGGCCAUUCUGGGAAGAAAGUAUCCCAGUGAUCAGAGAGCGUUCAGUCGCAGUGGAUUAAAGGGUGAGUGGGACCCGGACAAGGCCGGCCAGCGAAUGAAGCUCCAGGAGCCACAGACGUGGGAACGGCUUGUCAGUCGUGAAGGCAACAAAGCUGCUACCUGGGAGAAGCUCAUAGACAACAAGUCUCUUCCAUUCAUGGCCAUGCUGAGGAACCUGAGGAACAUGAUCACUGCGGGCAUCAGCGAGCAACAUCACAACAAGAUCCUGAAGAGGCUGACUGACAAGAAAGCAGUCAUGGAGAGCCGUCAGUUUCCUUUCAGAUUCCUGGCUGCCUAUAAAGUCAUGUUGGAGCUUCUCCCAGUUGCCUCUGCAACCCAGCCAGCAACGGCGAGCACUACAAAGAUCCUGCGGGGCAUCCUGAAGAAGGUUCUCAAGAGCAGUCACUUCAGCCAUCGGCAGUGGGAGAAGACGAGGAGAAGCAGGCUGAAGGUGACGCUUGGCGUGCCUUUCAUCUAUCGACUGUACCAGCAACAGAAGGCCCAGCUGAAGAAAGCAAGGGAGAAGGUGUUCACCGUGGCUCUGCUGGACCGUUACCGCAAAGCUCUGGAGACGGCGGUUCAGAUCUCCUGCCGUUACAACCUGCCCCCGCUCCCUGGACGGACAGUCAUCCUUCUCUACGCAAGAGUAAAUAGUUUUCUGAGCUGGCUUAAAAAACAAGACUUCUGCCUCCCUCCAGACCCAGAGCAAAAAGACAAAAAGGAUGAUGAGGACGAUAACGAUGACAGACGGAAAAAUGUUGAAAAGACUGAGAAGCUCGGGCCUUCGGGGGAGGAGGUGGCUGCUUUGGUUGCACUGUUGAUCAGGAGCAGUGCAGAAGAUUGUCAGUUUUGCUUAGUGGAUCACGGUCACUGUGAAGAAAUCAAGCUGAAGUCUGAUGUCCUUUUGGAUAACGUGAGAACUGUGGUCAAGCAAAUGAAGACAUGCCAGGAGACAUCUUACGAAUCUAAGAACACCAGCUUCUAUAGCAGACUGUUCUCAAAGGAAAAUAAGGUGGACAACAUCAUCAUGCUUACUGACAACUGGUUCACUGAAGAAGUUGAGUGGGAAAUCAACAGCUACAGAGCCAAUGUGAACAGGAAAGCCGUGGUCAUGCAAAUCUUCCUUGAAGCAAGACACAGCUUCUCCAAACUUCACCCUGGAGGUAACACUGUGUGGCUGGUUGGUUUCAAUGAGCAAAUCCUGAGAUUUGUGUCGGAGCGGGGAUCCUCCAGGCUGCUGGAACAUGUGGAGCAUCUGGACAGAUUGCACAACAUCAAACCAGCAGAGGGCGCUAAAGGCGCUCCGACCACCAAGGAUGUUGCAAUGAUUCCACCCAGUCCAAAGCUGAGGUGGAAAGGUGUGCGGGUGUUCAUCUCCUCCACCUUCAGGGACAUGCACUCUGAGCGAGACGUCUUGGUGCAGAGCGUCUUUCCAGAGCUUCGCCGCCGUGCCGCACCACACUGCCUUUACCUGCAGGAGGUGGAACUGCGCUGGGGUGUGACGGAGGAGGAGUCGGAGCGGGCCACCGAGCUGUGCCUGUCGGAGGUGUGCCGCAACCAGAUCCUGGUGGGAAUCCUGGGGGAGAGGUACGGCCAGGUGCCCGAUCGGCCUGCCCUUCCCGAUCUGCCGCAGUACAGCUGGCUGGCCACGGCGCCGGAGGGGUUGUCCGUCACUGAGAUGGAGAUCCGUCAGUUCCAGUCUCUCUACCCGGGUGUUGCACAUGAGCGGAUGUUCUGCUACUUCAGAGACCCAGCAAUCAUCAAAUCAGUUCCUGUUGCUUGGAGAUCUCAUUUUACCCCUGAAUCAAACGAUGCUGAGCAGAAAAUGACCACUUUGAAGAACGCACUCAGAGACAGCAAUGUGAAGGUCACUGAAAAUUACUCCUGUGAGUGGGGAGGCGUCGUGGACGGGAAACCACAUCUGACAAAACUGGAUGAGUUUGGCAAAGCCGUUCUGGAGGAUCUUUGGACGGCUGUCAAGAAGCUGUUUGUGGAUGAGUCUGAGGAGCGUGAGGAGGCAGCAGAGGUUUAUGAGCAGGAGGUCCACCAGGGGGCGCUACAGAGGCAGUUCUUUGGCAGGUCCAAGCUGCUGUCAGCUGCUGUGGAGAUGGUGGAGCAGCUGCAGACCAAGGGGCACAUGAUGGUGGUGGAAGGAGGAGCUGGAGAGGGCAAAACUCUCUUCAUGGCUGGUCUGGCAGAAGCCCUCCGGACUGGACAGAAGUCCAGGAGAAACCUCGUCUGCCGAGUCGUCUCCUACUCGACGGCUGCCAGCCAGUCGGCACGCUCCGGGGAAAACCUUGUUGGGUGCCUCGUUCAGUUGCUGAGAAAGAUUAAAGACACACAGGAGGAAUCACCUCUUCCUCGCUCGUAUAAAGACUUGCUGGCAGAGUUUCACUCCACCUUGACCACCAUGACGAUGACAACUCCUCUGGUGCUGCUGAUUGACGGAGUAGACCUGAUCAGAGACGGCAGAGGUCAGCUGAGCUGUGAUUGGCUCCCUCCAAAGCUUCCAAAGGGUGUGUGUUUGGUUGUGAGCAUGACCUCCAAAGCGCCUCUGUUACAAACGCUGGUCAAGAAAACAGGCACAGUCCUGUUUUCCCUGGGACCGCUCACCGUGCCGGACCGCAGGGAAAUCGUUAAAAAGGAGCUGGACGCCUUCGGGAAGAAACUCAGUGACUCUGCGUUCAACAGCCAGCUCCAGACGCUGAUCAUGAAGAAGGGGGCUUUGAGUCCUCUCUACCUGCACCUGGCCUGUGAAGACCUGAGGAACUUUGCCUCCUUUGACAGGUUGAAGGAGAAUGUUCUGGGUAUCCCAGGGUCUCUGAGCCAGCUGGUGCAGUACAGCCUGGAGAGACUCUGCUCACACUACAGAGACAUGCAGGGACUCCGCUGGGCGCUGGCAGUGCUCACUGUCAGCACCACUGGUCUGAAAGAGAGAGACUUGUAUGCUGUGCUGAACACAUGUAACAGUCUAUCCUCUCAGAAAGCACAGGUCACAUGGCAGGAAGUCCUGCAGCUGUACAGGAAGCCCACAGGACGCAUUCCUAUGGCAGCUUUCACCCGCAUAGUGCACAGUUUACAAAGCCUGAUGGAUCCAUCUCAUUGCUACAAUACCAGCGACUUGCUGACUCUGAAAAAUGUGGAGGUGAAGCGAGCCUUUGAGGACUUUCUCCUUCCAGCAGAGAGUGAAACAAAGAGAGCCCACCUCAUACUGGCUGCUCAUCUGUGGACACGAGCUGAUCCUGAGGGACAAGAGACCUUCUUUCACUGUGAGGUCAACUCUGUCAUGCACCUGCCCCAAAGCCUGAUUGAAAGUGGACAGAUGGAGGCAGUCGAGUCGUUGCUGUCCAACUAUUAUUUCCUGUAUGCUAACGUGAGGAACGGGCUCCUGCAGCACCUCAUGGACAUGUACGACUUGUACAAGAAGGAGAGUAAAUCUGGCCACUCAAGACCCUUCUGUGGAAACGUCUGGGACUGCCACAACUUCCUCUGGGGCCACAGUGCCGUUCUCUCCUCCUGGCCGGCUCUUUUCAUCCAAGAAGCCCUUCACUGUCCUCCAGAGACCUCUGCUCAGUCCUGGGCCAAAGGUCUGGUGGGGAAAGGAGGAAACCGGAUUAUUGAGUGUCGUUCUCGUCUAAAAUAUGAUCCUCAAGAGUUCAGCAUGCUGAGGUCGACUCUCCGUUCUGAACCAACCUGCGUUGCCUUGAGUCCGGAUAAACUGCAGAUGGUGGUCGGCAGCUGUGAGGGAAUGCUGCAUUUCCUCAAUGUACAGACUGGACUGGAAGUGAAGUCUCUGGUGAGCAACUGCGAUGGCAUCUCAAGCUGUAUGUUUGUGGAGGACGGGCGUCUUGCCACCACCUCCUUUGAUGGACGCAUUGAACUCUGGGAUGUGGAGAAUGGAUGCAGGACUGCUCUGAUUGAAGGCCACAAUAAUGCAAUAACAGCCAGUAACAUCAGUGCAGACAAGAAGCACCUUGUGACGGUUUCCCUUGACUUCAAGCUAAAAGUGUGGUCCUCCACUAAAGGCCAUGAAGUGGCCUCUCUUUCAAGCAUCAGCCCCCUGAACUGUGUGACCUUUGACCCUGAAGCUCACUUGCUGGCUGCUGGCUGCUGGAACGGAGACGUGAUGGUGUGGAACUGGCUCCAGAAUCAGCAGCUUCCUUUGCUUCGUGGUCACCAGCGGUCCGUGCGCAGUCUGGCCUUCUCGUCUACGUCCUCGAUGCUCUGCUCUGGCUCCAUCUCCGGAGAGGUGCGGGUGUGGUCGGUGCCCACCUCCACCUGUGUGGGAUGUUUCCAGGCUCAUGACGGAGCCACAGAGGCUCUGAGUUUCCUGGAGGAAGAACUGCUGCUGCUGACAGCUGGCUCUGAUCACACGAUCCGUCUGUGGUCAGGUGGACUCGGACGUUCAGUCGCAACGUUGAAAAGUGUUGAGGAGCCUACAGAGAAGGGAAACCAGCUUGACACAUCUGGACCGGCUGCUCUGUGUGUGGCUGCACACGGAGACUACGUUGCAGUGGGAUACCACCUUGACAGCAUCAACAUCUUCAGUCUUCAUUCGGGAGAGAAGAUCCAGUCCAUUGAGUUCAUCGAACUGUCCAUCCACUGCAUGCUGUGGGUCGUUGUGGAGACAAAGAAGGAAAAGACAGAAGUACUGGUGUUUUCAGGAAGUGACCGACGACUGAGGGUGUACAACAACAAGGAGGGGAGCCUAGAGUAUGUAGGCAUGUUUGCUUCGCAGUCGGGUGUCGUCCUGGCAAUGGCGCAAAACUCCACUUACCUGGCAACAGCGUCCGAGGACCAUACUGUUGCUCUGUGGCGGAUAAAGACUCUUGCUCAUGACCCACCGGACCUUCCAUGUGCGCUGCUGAAGGGCCACAGUAAAGCAGUCACCUGCCUGGCCUUCAGUCCUGAUGGGAAACAGCUCCUCUCUGGUGGGAAAGAUCGGGCUCUGAUGUUGUGGGACGUGAGCUCGGUGCCUGGCCGUCUUUCCAAACCUCUGCAUCACGCUCACCGGGACUGGAUCACCGGCUGCGCCUGGACUGACGGCUGUGUGGUGAGCUCCUCAGAUGAUGGGAGACUUUGUUUCUGGGACCUUGAGGCAGGUCAGUGCAUCAGAGAAAUCUCCUGGAAGAGUCCCCUGACUUCAGUCUGCUGCCUGGGAGAACAUGUGAUUGCAGGGUCUGCAGACGGGGAGCUGCAUGUGUGGGAGUGGGAAACAAAGGCAGAGGUCAGCCACAUCGCCGCUCACAAGCAACGCAUCAACCACUGCUGCCUCCAGGCAAACACAGACAAGACAAAAGAAAUCAAGCCAGGAGAGAUGACUGUGUUCACUGCAUCUAAUGAUGGGAUGGUGAAGGUCUGGAAGCCUUUGCAGGUGGAGCACAUCGCCUCCCUCCACGGUCACAGUGGAGCCGUUCAAGGUUUUGUUCUGAGGGAGGAAUUCAACGAAAUCAUCACAGUGUCUGGAGAUCGCUCAGUUCGCAUGUGGGCAUCGGGUCGAGACUAUCCUAAGGACCAGAAGAACUCGGUUGCAGUUAUGAGCUACUCUGAAAAUGGUGAAAUGUUUGUUGCUGGUUAUGAGUCCGGUUUGGUGGAGGUGUGGCGUCACCACGCCAUUAUUACCCACAAACAGGUGUCCGACUCCCCCAUCACAGCAGCCUGCUUCAUGCCCAAAGACCAGCUAGCUAUUAGCAACAAGACAUCGCUGCAGGUUGAUGUUUGGGAGAUGAUGUGGAAUGAAGAACACAACAAGGCCAGCCUGGUGAAGGCGACCUCCUACAAAGUGAAAGAGGAAGUGCAGCACCUCUUCUACUGCUCAGCCCUGCUGGGGGUGUCCUGCUAUGGAAGGAUAUUCGAAGUCUCACUUGACAUGAGCAAUAUGUGGGAAAGUGUGAUCACAAACUGGCACGUCACUGUUCGUAUCCAUGCUAUAAUCCGUGAUGACGACAGUGGCGUGUGGCUGCUCGGUGAAGAAGACGGAACUGUUGUCAUCGGCUUCUUGUUCAGCGUGGGCUCCAAAGGAAGUCUCAGUUCAGCUUUCAGCACCGUCACCAUGAAGGAGGGAGAGAUAUAUGAGGAGGACAAGGAGGAGGAGGAGGAGCAGGAAGGUGAUGAGGAGGAAGAGACAACUGAUGAGAAGGAGGAGGAGGAAGAGAAGGCAAAGAAAGCAGAGGAAGAUCAGAAAGAUGAGGACAUGGAGGAUGAGGAGGAGAAGCUCUCACAACUGCAAGAAAAUGAGAAGAAUGAAAAGAAGGUGGAGAGUCAGGAAGAGAAGGAGGAGGAGGAAUCCGGAGAGCAGGAGGAAGAGGAGGAUUCUGAAGAUCUGGAAGAGGAGGACUCUGGGGACCAGGAGGAUAAAGAGUAUGAGGAGGAGCAGAUGGGGGAUCUGGACGAAAAGGAGGAGGGCUGGGAGGAUGAGGAGAAUGAAGACUUGGAGCAUCAGGAGGAAGAUGAGGAAGAGCAGAACAUGGCGGAGCAGCAGGAAGAGAAGAAGAAUGAGGAGCAGAGCCAGGAGGAGAAUGAGGAUGAGGAGCAGAGCCAGGACAGAGAGGAUGAAGAGGAAGAGGAGGAGGAAGAUGAGCAGGAGAGGAAGGAGCUCCAGAAGGGGGAGAGCCUGAUAACUGCUCUAACGAAGGACAGAGAGUUUGUGGUGUGCGGCGACAUGGAGGGAAACAUGUGGUUUAAUCGGCCUCCUGAGGGUUAUUCAUGGAGCAACAAAAAACUGGUUCACAGUGACAGGAUCACUCAGCUGAGACUGACUGACACCACCAUCAUCUCUGCUUCCCUCGACCGCACAGUGAAGCUGUGGGACCGCAGCUCCAAGAAACAGGUGGGCAUGUUUGUGUGUGAAGGGCCUGUUCUGGUUUUGGAAGUAAAUCCAGCAAAACCCACUGAGCUGAUCUGCGGUGAUGGAUACGGCCUGGUCUACAUUCUCUCCUGGAAAGAGUGAUCGUCUCUACUUUACACACCAAUCAAUCAAUCAGUCAAUGAAUAAUACUUAAAUGCAGCUGAGUCUGAAAAGCUGAGUCAGAAAUAGAGCCUGUUUUUCUUUAAAUGCCAGGAAAUGCAUUGUUGAGGCUACUUUCUUUCCACUCCUGGAUUACCGUGAAGUUGUUCAUAUGAAGCUCACUCCCUCCAUCAUGAAGGUGCUCUGCCCCUGCAACCUGGAUCACACUUCAGCAGGAACCGAAGCUGCACAUGUUCCAAACUGCUUCUCUACUUGCACUUACUACUUGCACUAAUUUUAAGAUUUUAUGUUAAUUGUUUUCCAUAAUUAGUUUCAGAUAAUUGUCUUGUUCGAUGAAUUUGUAAAGAAAAACUAACAUGAAAUGUUGCACUGACCUUGUAUCAGAGGUGAUAACUCUUAACUGCUGCCUGUAGUGAGAGGAAGAGAACUGAAAUGCUGCACUAAACAUGGAGUAGAGGCAGAAGCACCAGACUUCUGAACUAACCAAAGAAUAUUUGUCAUAUUUUCUUUCUUUUUGCUUUUGACAGUGGCGACUGUGCAAUAAAUGUUGUGAAGGUAUCUGCAGGGAUUUAUUCUGCUUUAUGUUUACAUUCAGAAUCAUGAGGUACUUGCCAGUGUAUGAAUCAAGCCUAAAGUUUUAUGAGUUGAGUUAAUUGAUGGUUUUGAGAAUGUAUCUAUUGUGACACAAUGAAGUGGAACAAAUAUAAUUAUCAAAUAUGUUUUAUUUUUCAAAUCGUUCAAUAAAGUCACUAAAGCACUA